UCAUUUCGCUCAACCAUAACCUAAGCUACACUGCCAAAAAAAAAAAAAAAAAAAAAGAAUACUACAUCAACAUUAACAUGUUACUUUUAGAAGCAAAUUUGUCGGCUACAAAUUCUUAUAUGGAGUCGACAUUUGGUUCGCGCCAUCUCCAAAGUCCGCUUCCUAGGUAUAGUAUGCCUAAUAAGUCGAUACCAAAGGAGGCAGCAUACCAAAUAAUAAACGAUGAGCUGAUGUUGGACGCUAAUCCACGUUUGAAUUUAGCGUCGUUUGUGACGACAUGGAUGGAACCCGAGUGCGACAAGCUUAUGAUGGAUGCCAUGAACAAGAACUAUGUAGACAUGCAUGAAUAUCCUGUUACUACCGAGCUUCAGAAUAGGUGUGUGAACAUGAUAGCAAGGCUCUUCAAUGCUCCUCUUGAAGAAUCAGAGAUGGCUAUCGGAGUUGGAACUGUAGGCUCAUCCGAGGCCAUAAUGUUAGCCGGGCUGGCCUUCAAGAGACGGUGGCAGAACAAGCGCAAGGCUCAAGGCUUACCUUAUGACAAACCGAACAUUGUUACUGGUGCCAAUGUUCAGGUGUGCUGGGAAAAGUUUGCAAGGUACUUUGAAGUGGAACUAAAAGAAGUGAAGCUAACAGAAGGAUACUAUGUGAUGGAUCCUGUUAAGGCUGUUGAAAUGGUGGAUGAAAACACCAUAUGUGUCGCCGCUAUUCUUGGCUCCACUCUCAAUGGAGAGUUUGAAGAUGUCAAGCUCUUGAAUGAUCUCUUGCUAGAAAACAACAAAAAAACUGGAUGGGAUACUCCGAUUCAUGUGGAUGCAGCAAGUGGAGGAUUUAUAGCGCCAUUUCUGUACCCAGAGCUAGAAUGGGACUUCAGACUUCCUCUGGUGAAGAGCAUAAAUGUGAGUGGUCACAAAUAUGGUCUUGUUUACGCUGGCAUUGGAUGGAACAUUUGGAGGAGCAAGGAAGACUUGCCUGGAGAGCUCAUCUUCCAUAUCAACUACCUCGGAACGGACCAGCCCACCUUUACUCUCAACUUCUCCAAAGGAUCAAGUCAAGUUAUUGCACAGUACUAUCAGCUGAUCCGGCUUGGUUACGAGGGAUACAAGAGUGUGAUGGAAAACUGUCAAGAAAAUGCGAUGGUGUUGAAGGCUGGACUCGAAAAGACGGGGAGAUUCAACAUUGUGUCUAAAGACAAUGGUGUACCACUAGUGGCCUUUUCACUUGAAGACAAUAAAUUGCACAAUGAGUUUGAGGUUUCGGAGAUGCUAAGAAGGUUUGGGUGGAUUGUCCCGGCCUACACCAUGCCAGCCGAUGCACAGCACGUGACAGUACUCCGUGUUGUGAUUCGGGAAGACUUCUCUCGAACCCUAGCCGAGCGGCUUGUUUUCGACAUCACCAAAGUGCUACAUGAGCUUGAUCAACUCCCUUCCAAAUAUGGUAACAUCAAAAAUCAUCAAGCUAAGGGAAAGAAUGGUGUUAUCAAUGCGCCUAAAAAAAGUGCCCUAGAGACACAAAGGGAGAUCGCGGAUGUGUGGCAGAAGUUUGUCAUCAAUCGGAAAACCGGAAAAGUCUGCUAACUAUUUCGGCUCUAUUAAGAGAUAUAUGUAUUUACUUGCAUAAUGUUCAUGUCUUGAACUAUCUUAUAUAUCCUAUGUUUUCCAAAUGUUCUGUUUUUGCUAAACCUAUUAUAACUUUUGACCUGAUUAUAGAGGAAAUAAAUAAACUGUUAAUUUCUUGG
This is a messenger RNA of Amaranthus tricolor (Joseph's coat), 1735 nucleotides long. Its product is annotated as glutamate decarboxylase 4-like. Gene Ontology annotation, cellular component: cytosol. The transcript is spliced from 6 exons. Gene Ontology annotation, molecular function: pyridoxal phosphate binding; glutamate decarboxylase activity. Lineage: Eukaryota; Viridiplantae; Streptophyta; Magnoliopsida; Caryophyllales; Amaranthaceae. The record is from RefSeq and is a predicted model, not a curated record. Bases 78 to 1574 code for a protein of 498 amino acids. Gene Ontology annotation, biological process: L-glutamate catabolic process.